Messenger RNA from Pyrus x bretschneideri (Chinese white pear), 916 nucleotides. RefSeq names its product transmembrane emp24 domain-containing protein p24beta3. Gene Ontology annotation, cellular component: Golgi apparatus; endoplasmic reticulum; endoplasmic reticulum-Golgi intermediate compartment. Gene Ontology annotation, biological process: Golgi organization; endoplasmic reticulum to Golgi vesicle-mediated transport; intracellular protein transport. The coding region runs from base 116 to 751 and encodes 211 amino acids. The record is from RefSeq and is a predicted model, not a curated record. Lineage: Eukaryota; Viridiplantae; Streptophyta; Magnoliopsida; Rosales; Rosaceae. The transcript is spliced from 4 exons.
GGUUUGAAAACCCACACAAAGACCACCUUCCCCUCUCCUCCUCCUCCUUCAACUUCAAGCUGUCGUCUUGGAGUUUGAAUCUUUCAGACCCGAAAACAGAAAAGACAAAAAAAAAAUGGAGGGAAGGGCGAGGGGUUUGACGCUGAUUGGCCUUCUUUUGGUGAGCUUCGUCGGAAAGAUCGCAUCGCUAUCGGUGACAGUGAACGACGUUGAAUGCGUGUACGAGUACGUGCUUUACGAAGGCGAUACCGUUUCGGGCAACUUCGUGGUCGUCGAUCACGAUAUUUUCUGGGGCGCCGAUCAUCCCGGCCUCGAUUUAAUCGUGACAUCUCCUGGGGAUAAUACGGUGCACACUUCGAAGGGAACAUCUGGUGAUAAGUUUGAGUUUAAAGCCCCAAGAAGCGGAAUGUACAAAUUUUGUUUUCACAAUCCUUACUCAACACCAGAGACUGUUUCUUUUAACAUACAUGUUGGUCAUAUUCCCAACGAGCACAAUAUUGCCAAAGAUGAACAUCUAGACCCAAUAAAUGUUAAAAUUGCUGAGCUUAGAGAAGCAUUGGAGUCAGUUACAUUAGAGCAGAAGUACUUGAAAGCACGUGAUGUUCGACAUCGUCAUACAAACGAGAGCACAAGGAGGCGGGUUGUGUUGUAUACAGUGGGAGAGUAUCUUGCGCUGGCUGCUGCGAGUGCUUUGCAAGUCGUUUACAUUCGCAAACUUUUCAGCAAAUCGGUUGCAUACAAUCGGGUUUGAACUGCUUGGUUCUUGUUAUAGUCUAUUUUAACACAGGAUGAACUUCAUAGAUUAUUUCAAAUACGUUUUCUGUGUAACAAGUUAUGAAAAGUUUAUACUAUUUUGGUUCUUAGUUUUCAAAUACAUUGACCUACACCUUGAAAUGUCAUGGUUUUAGUUGGUAUA